Polychytrium aggregatum is the source of this 4650-nucleotide messenger RNA. RefSeq names its product dynein associated protein-domain-containing protein. Bases 93 to 4511 code for a protein of 1472 amino acids. The record is from RefSeq and is a predicted model, not a curated record. Gene Ontology annotation, biological process: establishment of mitotic spindle orientation; nuclear migration involved in conjugation with cellular fusion. Gene Ontology annotation, cellular component: spindle; microtubule associated complex; cell tip. Lineage: Eukaryota; Fungi; Chytridiomycota; Chytridiomycetes; Polychytriales. The transcript has 14 exons.
AUCAGAUUUCCUUUCGUUCGUCUGUCUUUGCCGCCCAUCCAUCUCCCGAUCGCUGCCCUUGCCAGCUCACUCCCACCCUUCAGCUCCCGAAGAUGGCUGACGACUCGACUCCGAUCCCCAGCCAUCUCGCCCUCGGCAACCGGGUCCAAAUCAACGGCAUCGGUGCCACCAUCCGCUUCGUCGGGGCGACCGCCUUUGCGACCGGUCGAUGGGUCGGCCUGGAGCUCGAUGCCGAGACCGGCAAGAACGAUGGAUCGGUCCAGGGCAAGCGCUACUUUGAAUGCAAGCCUGGAUACGGCGUCUUUGUCCGUGCCAACCAGAUCCGUGCCCCGCACGACGACCAAAAUGCCGCAACCACCACCACCCCCGGUCGUCGGGCAUCGCUAUCGGCGAGGCUCAGCGUCGGCCCUGGCUCGCUGCCUCGCUCCUUUGCGCCCCCACCUGCUCCUCCGUCGUCCACUUCGCCGCCAAGCUCGUCGCCCAAGGUCGACUCGUCGCGCCCCGCAUCGCCCGCACGCACCCUCGGUCGCUCUGCUUCGGGCACACUGCCAAAGUCGACAUCAACCCCUGGUGCCCGCCUGAAAGGCUCGGCCAUGAGCCAGGCCCUUGCGCUGGCCAAUUCGCUCGCCGUUUCGUCCUCGACGUCGCCCUCCAUGCCGUCCUCGCUGCCGUUCGAUCCAUCGCUGGGUCCGUCCACCCCGACCCCAGCUGCGGGCCGGCCUCGACCCGUGUCGAUGUUUGGCCGUCUGCCCACCCGCCCGGCCGACCCCGAGACACCGGUGCCGCACGAGUCGCUCGAACUGGAGACCCCGAUUCCGAUCCCUGACAGUCCCGUAUCCGAUGAGGCGUUCCCGGACUAUUCGUCCUCGCAUAUCUCGCCCGGCAACCUGCCACACGUGUCCAACCCCUCGUUGGCCAGCAAUCCACCUGAUGCCACGGCGACCAGUCCUGCACCAGCACCCACUUCCGAACGGCAUGACCAGGCCGAGCUAGAUCCGACCCAGUCCGCUUCCGGGUCACACGAGUCGGUUUUGCAGAAGAUGGUGUCCAACCGCGAGGUCGAUGACCUCAAAAUCAAGCUUCGGAUCCUCGAGACCAAGCGAGCUGAGGACAAGGAGCGGCUCAAGGACAUCGAUCGUCUCCGAAGCGAGCUCGAGGCAUCGCUCGAGAUCCGAACCAAGCUGUCAAGCCGUCUCCAGGAAUCCCAGAACGACGUGCGGGACGCCAAGCGCCAGAUCCGCGAUAUCACUAACGAGCGCAAUCUCCUCGAGGAACAGCUCGUCGAGGCUCAGGAGGAGCUGGAGAUGAUGACCCUGGACAAGGAAAUGGCCGAAGAAAAGGCCGAUGCCUUGCAUGCCGAGGUCGAGGCGCUCCAGGGCAGAUGCGAAGAGCUCAUGGUCGACGUGGAGGUUCUCAAAGAAGAGGCCGAACUCAUCCGGAUCGAGUCGUCCGGCGGAAUCAGCGACAGUCCCUCAAGCCGCCCUGCACUAGAGUACCGCCAGCUCGAGCGGCAGAACGAGCGCCUGACCGUGGCGCUGAUCCGCCUCCGGGAUGUUACCACCGAGACCGAGUCCGAGCUGCGCCAUACCAUCGCGCUGUUGGAGAAGGAGAAUAUGCAUCUGGCUGAUCAGAAACUCAAGGAUGACCAGCUGAAGAAGCAGAUCGAGGAUUAUGAGCAGCAGGUUGAAGCCCUCAAGGAGGAGCUGGACGAGGCCCUGAGUGCCGAGGAGAUGAUUGUCUCUCUCACCGACAAGAACAUGGCGCUGCACGAGAAAAUCGAGCAAAUGAAGGUCGCCAUUUCGGACCUCGAGGACCUGAAGGCUGUGGCCGAUGAGCUUGAAGAGGGGCACGUCGAGACCGAGAAUCAGCUGCAGGAAGUCAUCGACUUCAAGGAUAUGGUCAUCAACGAGCUCAAGCGACGCUACGACGAACAACAAGAGUCCCUGAUUGACUAUGAAGGCACCAUUGUGCGCUUCCGCGAGCUUGUCAAGACCCUCCAGAGUGAGCUGGAAGAGCUGCGCGGUGGAUCGGCAGAUGACGAGGGCGACAAGCUCGUCGUGCAUUCUCAGGAGAUCCUCAGCCUCAACAUGCAGCUGCAGAGUACCGUCACCAAGGCCCAGACCAAGGCCAUCGACCUCGAGCUCAAAAAACUGGAUGCCCUCCAAGCAGCCACGCAUCUGCAGUUCGUCACGCGCUAUCUGCCCGAGUCGUUCUUCGACAACGAAGACGAUGCCAUCCAGUGCGAGCUGAUCUUCCAGCGCCUCAACUUCAAGGCCGACCUCGUCCAAAAGAUCCUCAAGGAGCGAUUCCAGAUUGGCUCGCAGUUCAACGACCCCCAGUCGCACAACGCUCACGCCACCGCCGACGGGCUGCUCUUUGGCGGUGUCAUCAACCGCAAGCUCAGCAAGGAUGGUGCCAAGGACGAGCAGGAGUGGGACCACCAGACAUACAUCUGCGAGAUGGUCCAGCGGCUUGUGUAUUACAACUCGAUCGUCAAGCGGUUUAUGUCGUAUCUGGAGUCCUGCAGUGUAGAUGAGUACCUCAAGAUCGGCAAGAUCCACCACGACCUGGUGGGCGCCGAGCGAAGACUGAACGGACUGGUCGAGCUCCUGAAACGCGACGAAGUUCGUGGAGUGCAUAUCCUCACCGACAUUGGAAAGUCCAUUAGCCAGAUGGAGCAUCUGUCCGAAACCCUGCUCGUCAGCGACUUUGGUGUGCGCUCGACCGUUGCCCAGAGCAUCAUCACCUCGUACCUGGAAGGCAUGGACAUUGGCUCGGAGCGCAUCGAUGCAGAGCUCGAGAAGCUCAGUGUCUGGUUCGAGAGGCACGAGGACGAGGAUAAUGACUUUGAAAGAAGCUUCCGCAGCAUCUCUGGCGACGUGCUGGAUAUCCUGCGCUCGGCCCUGACCCAGAACAAGGGCGCCAAGGCCCGUAUCCGCAAACUGAUCAAGCGAAUGAAGGAAAUCGUCGAUGCCAGCAGCAUCGUUCGAUACGACAUUUGCGAGUUCAUCCGAGAGAUCUACCAGGCGGUUGCUCGCACCGUGGACUAUUGCGCCGAGACCUCGCACAAGACUGUCUUCAUGAUCAAGACCAAGCGCGAGCACAAGACCAGCAUCAGCAUGAACGUAUUUGACCAGAUCUCGGCAUCCGCAUGCGAGCUCUUCCUCGGGCAGACCGAGGCAAUGCUCGGACAUGGGCUUUGCCAGAACCUUGACCGCCUGAACAUCAUGCUCGACAAGGUUGUCGAGGCUGUCGAAGACGGCAGCUACGUCGAGAAGGUGAACAAGAACGCCGAGCCGUGGAAGGCGCGCGCCGAGUUCAUCCGCAAGGAAUACAGCCUCAACACCGACCUCGAGAAGAAGAUCGAGUCGCUCAAUGGCGAAGUCAUUACUCUCCUCAAGGACAUCCACAUCAAGGACCAGAACAUCCAAGAGUCCAACAUCCGCAUCGAGUUCCUCGAGAAGCGCAUGGAGCAGUCCCAGAAGACGGCCGAAACCAUCGCCGCGCUCGAGGAAGAACUGUCCAUCGCCAAGACGCAGGAGGACGCCUACGAAGAGCUGAUCGAGGCUCUGCAUGGCGACAUUGAACACCUGGAGAUGGAGCAUCGCAAGCUGGCCAAGCGGCUGGAGCUCCAGCAACAGCAGUACCAGCAGCAACAGCAGCAGGAGCGGGCCUCGCCUCCCUCGAUCCGCAAGAUCAACACCGGCAUCGAGCUCGGUUCCGCCGGCGGUCCACCCAUGAGCCCGCUGCCCAUGACCCCCGGUGGUCCCGGACGCUCCGAGACGCCGAUCGUGCUCGAUGCAGCAACCAAGGAGGAGAUCCAGGCCCUCAAAUCGGCCCUCAAGUUUGUGCGAGCCGAGAAUGCCCGGCUCAAGGCCAGCAAGGUCCAGGUGGAUGCCGAGUUCCUGUUCGACCCGAACGAUGCCCUGAUGCGCUUCAGCAAGCCCCACAGCCAGGCCAACAACGGCUCGACCGGCAAGGACGCCGGCGACGGCCAAAAUGCCGGCCCCGGCGGCAGCGCCAUCUCGCCUCCCAAGGGCAGCAUGCCUGAUCUCGAGUCUUCGCUCCGAAACCUGCAGAGUGAGACACGAGCCUUCUUGGUGGAGGCGCAUCAGUUCGCAUCUGCACCCAAGGUCGUGGACGUGACCAAGCAGACGUCGGCCCUGGAGAUGAAAUGGAUCAGCUCGCGACACAACCCGGCCCACCAGCAGCAGACCAAGGUCGAGUCGACCAAGGAGCUGGUCAAGCGCGGCACCGAGCUGAAGGAGCGCAUCAAGCGUGUCAGUGAAGCCGCCCACCAGGGACAGCCCCAGGACAACCUUCUCGAACCGCUGACAAGCAAAAACCCACCCACACCUGUCCAGCCGCUGUUGCUCGGCCGGGUCCGCAUUCCCGCGCUUGCCUCGAUCAUCGAUCAGCAGAGCCCGUACUUUGGCCAGACCAAGGGCAGCCACCAGCUCACGCUCGGCAGCCGCAAGGAGUUUGAGAGACUGCACACCUGCUUCGUGUGAGAGCUCCAGCUGCUGUGUCGAUCGUCGGGAUGAAAUGGCAGCGGCGCAUCCGGUCAAGACCGUCUCAAGUCACCACGAGUUUUCAGUAUCUCCUUCCUCUUCUUUCUUCCUCAGCGUUCACAAAACGAAACGGGACGAG